Molecule: messenger RNA, 366 nt
Organism: Paracoccidioides lutzii Pb01
Exons: 2
Coding region: 1-366 (121 amino acids)
Source: RefSeq, a predicted model, not a curated record
AUGGACGCAUAUUUUAGCUCUGUAACCGGGGACGUUGAAGAAGAGUGCAGGGUGGCAGGCGAUGGUGAUGGGUUGAGCUCAUGUUGCCUGUCGUGGACGCUGGAGGCUUGCCCAGACAAGGAUUCAGCACUCUCGAGAAAUCCUAGAGAGCUGGAGCUGAUCGCCAGACCAUCUCGAGACCUAGAGCGCGAGUCAGCAACAGUGGCAAUCCAAUCGCAGGACCAAAAAGCUCCAAUCGAUCAACUGUUGCGCAUGGAUCCCGAGCAAAGUGACAGCUCCACCGCGCCCCCAGUUAUGUCAUGCGGACAAUUUUACCAUUCCUUGGGUAGACUUCUGGUUAAGACUGUUUUUCUGUUGCAACAGUGA